Folsomia candida is the source of this 11371-nucleotide messenger RNA. It is a transcript of the gene puf, whose product is annotated as ubiquitin carboxyl-terminal hydrolase 34. Gene Ontology annotation, cellular component: nucleus; cytosol. The record is from RefSeq and is a predicted model, not a curated record. Gene Ontology annotation, molecular function: cysteine-type deubiquitinase activity; cysteine-type endopeptidase activity. The transcript has 37 exons. Bases 323 to 11059 code for a protein of 3578 amino acids. Gene Ontology annotation, biological process: protein deubiquitination. NCBI's taxonomy places the organism in Eukaryota, Metazoa, Arthropoda, Collembola, Entomobryomorpha, Isotomidae.
UGGACAAGCAGUCAAACAAAACCUCCACAUAUACAGAAACAGUAGUAGAAAAAUAUGAAAUUUAGUGAAAAAGUUAAUUAUCUCUGCCAACCUGAUUAAAAGUUCAAGGUGGUGAUAACCCAUUAAAAGAGGAGGAUUAUCAUAGUCAAGUCAUAAGUAGUGUUGUCGUCAUCGCAGCGGAUGAGAAAAAAAUAAAACGUGCCCAACUUUGUGAUUGCCGCCUUUACUCUGCACUCCCAUCAGGUCGGAUGGACCUGACUCGACCAGCCUUGUCAUCAUCGCCAUCUCAGUCGUCACCAUAGAUAAGAACGUGGCCCAGAAAAUGGGGUCCGGUCGGACCUGUGAGGUCUGCUCUGAGCUAGCCUCACUCCUCUCGUCGUACGACGGGAAGCGGACCCCUCUCACGUCAUACGAUGAUAUAUCCAUCUCUCGUGAAGAGGUUGAGACCAUCCUUCUCUACAUGGUGUCAUGGUCUCAGCGCCAAUGCUCGUGCUGCUUCCGGUCAGACCACAAACAUUUUGAGAGGUUUAACUGGGCUCUGCAAAUCCUCAUUUUGGUCGUGGUCGAAAUAAUUAAACGGUUCGGAACCCAGUCUCAAGAAGCAACAACUCUGCCAGAAUCUCCUCCAUCUCCUCGACCUUUGUGGGACUUUGAUGAUAAAGAUAAGUUGGUCCAUUUUGUCUCGAAACUCUUCACCAACUCGUUCCCGACCUAUAUCGGGUACAAAACCCAUUCUGGAGGAGGAGGUACCAAACUCUCUGACUCGGAACUCACUCCCGCUGAAGUGCACAACUUGUCGCAAUAUUGCGAAAUCAACGAGUCUGAAGCACCCCCGUAUCUUUAUCGCAAUAUCGGCCUGUUUUGCCGCUCUGGAGGGAUGGAGGCGCUCACGAUCUGUUUGCAGAACAAUACACCAGAGACGUUAGCCCUCCACAGGAUGAACAUGCUCGUCUCACUGGCUUCCAAUGUUAAGAGUUGGCUCAACUUUAACGCCCUUCUCAAACUGUAUGUUCCCUUCAGGUCGGCGGCGUUGGGGUAUAUGUGCGCGCUAGUGGAGACCGAGUUGAAAACAGGGACGGCGAGGAACAUGGCGGAGUAUAUCUGGUCAUCUGUGAAAGACCCGGUCGAUGCUCACCUUUCGUUCGACAAGGAUGGUCUCGACCUUGCUUUCCGCUACUUCCUCUGCCCCACACUGACCAUGCGACUCGCUGGCGUGAACCAGAUCAACAAUUAUAUCAACCUGUUCAACGAGCUACUCAAUUCGGAGCACAUGCGGGAGCCGGACCGUCUCUACGAAUUGCUGUGCGGUUGGCUCCUCUCCAACCAGGUCGUCGACCACAUUUUUGGUCCCAACCUGCACGUUGAAGUGAUUAAACAGAGUCACACGAUCCUCUCCUUCCUCGCCAUGGAAAAUCGACUGACGGAGGAACACGUGGAGAUAAUCUGGACCGCGGCGCAGCUCAAACACUGCUCUAAACCUGUCUUUGACGUUUUAUCGUCCCUCAUACCACACAUGGAACCCGGUCCGGUACUCCAUUUGCACCACUUGUUACAAAAAUUAGAGCCAAAGGAUCACUCUGAGCAGAGUCUCUACCUCGCCUCCGCUCUGAUCAAAUUUAUCUGGACGAACGCAACCAACGCGAUGGAGGAGGCGAACACGUUGACCACUUCAAUCCCAUUGGGAAGUGGGGGUAGUUUGGUUUCCGUCCCGGCAUCGUCAUCAUCCCCGUCGAAUAACGGUUUGCAAUUUCACCAUCAUCGCGUAGGGAGACAUCAUCACCAUCAUCAUCACAGCGGGUCGAGGAGGAGGGCGGCCUUGCGUGGUGGGGAUGUGUCGUCGAGCGAAAAUUCGGUCAGUGUAGAAGGCUCGGAGGAGGACGAAGAGGAAGAUGAAGAUGAGGAAAAUCAUCACCAUCAACGACACCACCACAGAGGGCAAGGGCAAAGAUUGAUACGACCUUUGUCACAGCUCAAACAAAUGGAAUCUGACGAAGAAGAGCCAAUUUCUCCAACCUUUCUCAAGCCGACCUGUCACCUGUCAGGAGAAUCGUCGACGUCAGACGAGUCUCUCUCUGAAGAAGAAGAGGACGACGAGGAGGACGAAGACGGCGUGCGGAGUGAGAAAGGGGGCUGUUCUUCCGGUGGUGGUGGUGGCGGUUCGACACCCUAUGUCGAAACACAUUCUGACUCUGAUGCGGAUGAGGAUGAGCCGGAAAAUGAGGUGCUAGGAGGAAAGGUCAUCAUCAAAAAGAGGAAAGUACUGAGGAGGAAGGCUACUUCGCCGGUGAAAAAUGUCACAACUCCGAAAGGACAAACCAGGGUGACGACAGGUCCUCCGAGGGUGGUAAAAAUGGUGCACAAUAACAAACCUGUGAGCAAUACGUCUAGUCAUGGUGACCAUAAACUACAGCAAGUUCCCGAAGCGUCACCGUCCGCAUUGAGCGACGCUGUGGUUCCUAACCAGUCGCUCCUGACAACCUUCUACGCUAAAACGGGAACCACGGGGGACAUUUCUGACGGCUCGUACUCGUCGCGUAUGUCGAACAAGUCGGAUAAAAAUAUGGCAGAUUUCGACGGAGAGGAAAGUCCUCCGGAAGAUGUCGACUUGAUGGCGUCCCUUACCCAGAGUCAGCUCGCCGAAAUGGCGACACGUGUUCAAACUAGCCAAAAUCUCACCCCGCAACAACUCCAACCGCAAUAUGUGCAACAGCAAUUACUCGACCCUAACAUAGUCCUGACCGUGGGUGGAUUACAGCAGGUCGGAAGUAAUAAAAAUAAAACACAACUUGGACCCGGAAGUGGAAGUACGACUCUGCUCCUCCCACCGCGCGCUAUGAGGAUGUUCUUCCGCAGAAAAAGGUUCCAGUCUGUGUCCUCGUUUAAUUUUAAGAUUGACGACGUGAUCGAGCCGGGCGUCACACUUUUGUGGGAUUUGAUUCAAGAUGAUAAAAUUGUCCAACUCUCGGACGGAUUAGCCAUCGAGGCUCAAAAAGCUCUCUCAAAUCUGCUUUGCUUCGGUGCGGAUAAAGCCAUCCGAUUAAAAUUCGUUGAGGGAUGCAUCCGGAAUGUCGCGGCGAAUCAGGCGGUCGUCGUAUCACUCAGAAUCUUGCCAAAGUUGUUGUCUUCGUUUAAUAAUAUAAACCAGAUGCGGUUGCCGAAUGGGGCGGGGGAUUCUCAUCAAGUCACCUUAUGGGCCGUCCGAGAACAUGCCAUGUUGGACAAACUGUUCGCAAAUUUACAGACUUUAAAAAAUAAUGCAGACUUGGUGUCAACGUCUCCAUUUCCGUAUCAUGCCCACGUCCAGGCGAGGCUGGAUUUUCUAUCUGCUGUGUUUUCAUCAAUGGGGUCGCCGGACGAUUUCAGAUUGAGCGUCGCCCAAGUCGACACUUUAUGGGAAUGUCUCGCUCGCGAUCCAAAAUGUAGCGACGACCUCUUUGUCUGGCUGACGAAUCAAGUACGGUCACGCGACCAACAUGCCCUCUCUCACGAAACUUUCCGCCACAUCUUGAUGGCCAAGUUACCCUCGCAUCCCCCCGAAUCGAUAACUAUGCACUCGCUCACCCUCUUCCAGCAACUCUGCAACCUCGCGAGACUCGCAGUUUUGCAGGAUGUCGAACUUGUCGCCGGUGGUACACCCGUCGCCUCAAUGGACUAUUUGUGGAAGAUUGCACUCUACGCGCAUAACACGGACGUCAGCCUCAUGGCGAUCCAAUACUUGAACAAUUAUUACAUCGGGCGACAGCUCGAGAAGGAGGAAGAGUUUGUAGAACGAUGUAUGUCACAUCUCGCCGAAGCCACGAGAGAAUUAGUGUCAUCAGCCUCGACAAAUGACGAAUCUCCGCUCCUCCGCAUACAGCGAGCCCUUCUCUUACUCAAGUCCCACCUCGAAAUGUUUCGACGUCGGUAUGCUUAUCAUUUGCGGAAGUGGGCCAUUGAAGGUUGCGGGGUCGGGUGUCACGCCCAACUCGUCGGGGAUAAGGGCGCCCUCCCCCUUCGGGUCGUAAUCCAGCCGGCCAGUUACCACGAAAAGGUGACCCUUGAACUCACCACUUCUGAUUAUGUGGCCGAUUUAAGGGCAGAAGUCGCCAAAUGGUGGGAGCGUGUGGCUGGAGGGGGCGGAAGUGAUAAAACGUCGACAUCAACGACGCCCGUGUUGGGGUCUCUGCUUGCGGAAGGACCGAUCAGGAUGAUUACCCAGGGAAUCGAAUUAUCGGCCGAUUUUGAUGAAAAAUUUAUUGGCGAGGUGCCAAUUAAAGAUUUACAGAUCGUCUACGUGUCCAUGGGGGCGUCUCGUCCAACCUCUCGUAACAAGGGGCGUGAGUCGUCCACCUCGCAGUCGUCCCCAUCGUGCGGGGUCGACUACUCGUCCUCCCUUCCACCCCCGCCCAGAGACAAGCUUCCCGUCACCCUUCUCCUUCAGCCGACCCAUUUUGAAGCCCUUUUCUCCCUCAUGCAAUCCCUCGCCGAAAUUAAGACUGGAUCCGGACCUCACACGAAGGCUCAAGUCCUCUCGCGUCGCGUCUGGGAUAUUCUGAUGCUACUCCCCACCAACCCCGAGAUCCAUGCAGGAUUUAAAAACACUGGCGACGACUUCCGGUCACUUUUGGAUCCCUCGUCACCACAAAAAUUGAUGUAUUCGCUCUACAUUGUGGAAGCCUUGGUCAAGAUGAAUAGCAAUCCACAGGGUUUGGAGGAUGAGGCGGCUGCGACUGUGUUGCCGUGGCGACAAAGGUUCGUCUCCCAGGGCGGACUUCGCCACCUGUUUGGCAUCUUUACAUCGGGCGUGCUGGAGUUUUCCGAGGGAGGAAAGGACUGGUCAGAGUGGAAACAGGACUGUUUGGCGUCUCUGUUAAAAAUUUUGUGCUACUUGGGCGUCGUUCCGGAAGAGACGGAACAUCUCUCCGAAUUAUUAUACGAUGUUAAUGAAGCUCCGAAGAAGAGGGUGAAGCGGAGGAAGGGUUCCGCCACGGAGAAAACACCCAUCCCGAGAUUGAACGAGACGAUGAUAUCUGUGAUGGAGUUGGAACUGGUGAUGCCAAGAUUGACCUUUAUUUUACAAGCGUGCUCCCAUCCGAGGGAUCCGAAUGCAUAUAAGACUGGAUUUUGGGGGAGGGCACAGGUGGUCCACUACGCCAUGGCGCUGCUUAUCUGCUGGUCCUUUUCCCACCGAGAUGUCCGCGCCACGCUCUACUCGCAGCCCGGAUUUUCCACCUGGUUACGAAAACUCGUACUUGAGGACCCCGAGCCUGUGGUGCGUCGUGAAAUCUGCAUGGGCCUCUACCGCCUCUGUUUGGGCAUCUCGACCGAAGGGAAUACCGGUCUUGAUGCGGUUCCCCAGCUCAUCGCCCACCUUUUGACGUCCUUAUCCGCGUCGCUCAACAUCCGCUGGACGGCGGUCAGCGCGUCGUCCUCAUCCCUCUCUUCCAUCGAGGACGGCAAAGAACCAUACGGUCCGGCGUGUCGCGACUAUUUCUGGCUGUUAGGGAGACUUCUCGAUUCUUUAGAUGAAACCACGGUCCGUGAGAGCAUCCAAAAACCGGAAGCUUCCGCCGUUGACUUGGACACUUUGGCGGUCAAUUUACGCCAAGCGAUCGUGACGAGGGAUUAUUUAGAAACGAGACACAACACUGUGUGUGACGAUGGGCUAGUUGGACUUCUCACUGUGAUGAACGUCGUAAUGAAGCACAACCCACCCUUCAAGUCGUCCCCUGCAGGACAACGUUUCCUGAAAGAAGUUUUCGAUACCCUUUUCUGCCUCCCGUCCCCUUCACAACGCUACCUCCCCAAAUGCAAGUCGCCACCAGCUAGGUCGGCGGCGUACGACCUGCUCGCCGAGAUGGCGCGGUGCUGUCCAGACAACUAUUUUCAGUUGGGAACACUUCUCUUGGAACAGCACGGGACGGAAUCGCACACUCCGUAUGUUUGGGACUAUUGGCCACACGAGGACGGUAGAGCGAUCUGUGGCUUCGUAGGACUCACCAAUUUAGGCGCGACUUGCUAUAUGGCGGCCUGUAUGCAGCAUUUGUACAUGAUGCCACCUGCGCGUGGGGCAAUUUUAGGGGCCAAGUUCAACCAGGAAGCGAAUCGACACGAGCCAACGUUGAGAGAGCUUCAGAGAAUGUUCGCUUAUUUGAUGGAAUCUGAACGGAAGGCGUUUAAUCCACGAGGAUUUUGUAAAAUGUACCAAAUGGACCACAAACCAUUAAAUACCGGCGAGCAGAAAGACAUGGCCGAAUUCUUUAUCGACCUUGUUUCUAAACUGGAGGAAAUGACGCCAGAGUUGAGGAAAUUGGUGAAGAAUUUGUUCUGUGGGGUGACGAGUAAUAAUGUAGUGUCAUUGGACUGCCCCCAUGUAUCUCGAACAUUGGAAGAAUUUUACACUGUGCGCUGCCAAGUAGCAGACAUGCGGAAUCUGUACGAAUCUCUGGAUGAGGUCACGGUCAAGGAUACCCUCGAAGGGGACAAUAUGUACACAUGCUCGACCUGUGGAAAGAAAGUCCGAGCAGAGAAGAGAGCCUGCUUCAAGAAACUCCCCAAAGUGAUAUGUUUCAACACGAUGCGCUACACGUUUAAUAUGAUCACGAUGAUGAAAGAGAAGGUCAACACCCACUUCUCCUUCCCAAUCCAGCUCGAUAUGUCCGGCUACGUGGAGAAGACCCUCAUGCCUCAGCAGUACGCGGAGGAGAGAGCCAACUCUUCAACCAGUGGUGGUAGUGAUAGUGUCGACCUGGAGGAAGAGUGCUGCACGUACGACCUUAUCGGAGUCACAGUACACACCGGGACUGCUGACGGCGGCCACUACUACUCUUUCAUUCGGGAUCGCCUACCACCCAACCGAGACAAAUGGUACCUCUUCAAUGACGCCGAGGUCAAGCAAUUCGAUCCCAAUCAGCUCCCCGCAGAAUGUUUCGGAGGAGAGAUGAGUACCAAGACUUACGACUCGGUGACCGACAAGUUUUUAGAUUUCUCUUUCGAGAAGACCAACUCUGCCUACAUGUUGUUCUACGAACGAUCCCCCAUUCCUAAAGAUUCGAUGAGCGCUAUGGUGCUAGCGGCGCAGUCCAUGUCACUUCCUGGUGGGUCGUCGUCUUCGUCACAUCAUAACAGGGUCCCCGUCCCAAUCCCUAGUCCGACGGUUAUGUCGACCGUUCCCGCAGUAGAAGUUCCCACGUUUGAGCUCAGUAAGGAGUUGGAGGACUGGAUUUGGAUGGACAAUACGCAAUUUCUCCAGGAUAAGAACAUCUUCGAGCAUACGUACUUCAAUUUCAUGUCGCAAGUUUGUUGCCAAAUUCCGGUCACCCUACACGGUCAAGAACAGGUCAUGAUCCUCGCGGCGAAGCUAUCGUCGACCUUUUUUCUCGAGACGUUUAUCCAUGCGAAGGAGAAGCCCACCAUGAUGCAGUGGAUGGAAUUGUUGACGAAACAAUUGGUCAUGUCACCCUCCGCAGCGGCCUGGUUUUUGGAAACGAUGGCGUCUCCAGAGAACUCUUGGCUGCCUCAAAUUCUACUCAAAUGUCCGAACCAACUCGUCCGCUCAAUGUUUGGUCGGCUCUGUUUCCAUGUCGUCCAAAAUCUCCGCCCCCAUCAGCUCAACCUCUACAGUAAGAUGCCCGACGGGAUGGAAUUUGACCAUCCCGACGAUAUCCAGAUGUCAGAAUUUGGAUCAUUUUCCUGUGUCGCGAAAUUCAUUCAGAGAUAUCUCUCACUGCUGGAUCAGAGUGCUAAACCCAGUUUGAAAAACCUUGCCGAAUACUUCACAUUUUUACAUGAUUUUACCAAAUUGGGCGACGAAGAGUGUCUCCUGCUCAUUCAUCUCCAAGCUAUUUCGAGAAUGGUGAAUUUCUACAUGGGAAGUAAACGCGAGCAGGCGAUCGAACGUGGAGAACUCGGCUCGGAAGAGGAGGAAGAGGAAGAAGAAAUUAUUUCCAUUCCAACGGAGAAGAGUAAAGUUGCCUCGUUGGAGAAGAUGAUUGCCCUAAUUGCCACACUAGUAGAGAAGUCACGCGACGAGAGCAACGUUCUCAAGUUGUCGCGGAGUGAUAGGGAGGCGCUCAUGUCACCGAGAAAGGCUACGAUCCACUUCCAAAUGUUCCCUUUCAUUCUGCAGCAGAUUCGUGACGGGAUAAAUUACAACCAGUCGAGAAACAUGAUCUUUUCCCUGUCUCGAUGGAACGAGAAGCUGGCAGAAGACAUUGUCAUCGCGAUAUUCCAAGCGAUCAACAAACAUCCGGAUAUGUGCCACCCCUACUUUAAAGUGCUUAAUCUUCUCGCCGAGCUAGUUUCCGGCCCUGUCGGAAUGCCCAAGUUUACCGAGCUGAUCCUCUCCCGUAUCAUGGAGGUGGCUGAGAUCUGUCCCUAUCCGACAUUGGAAUGGUUGGGGGCACAAGUCCCGCGAAACAAGGUUGUCCACUCAUGGUGUUUAUCCUCCCUCGGAACAUGGGUUGAGCACUUCCUCCUGGGAAAUAACAACCAGCGGGUUCGAAACGCGGCCGCAACUCUCUUGGUAUCUCUCGUUCCUUCGACACCAUUUCGCCAGGGAUAUCGGAGCACGAAAGUGUAUGGAAUGGGGAAUAUUGCAAGUAGAGAACUUGUCCCGCUUACGGGGGAAGCGCUCGGUGUUUUGCAUGAUAUUUAUCAUCGUCUCCUCCAACUCCUCAAACCGGCGAGACACUACACGGAGAUAAAUUCCCACGGGACGUCAAAACUGGUCGCGUACUUUGGAGUGCUCACCUACUUCACGGUGACGAAGACGGAGAAGCUUCUGUUUGGUCACCACUUUCUUGACUUGUGGAACCUAUUUCACCCUCGCUUGUCGGAACCUUCGGUUGCUUGUCACCACAAUAAAUCCGCCCUGCUAACCUUCUGGCUCCAUGCGUGUACCGAUUGUCCCGAGAACAUUCAGCGGAUCACGUCCAACCCCGCGGUUGUAAAGCAGAUCGGGUUCAACUAUAUUCUGGCGGAUCACGAGGACCAAGAAGUCGUCAUGUUUAAUAGAACCAUGCUCCCCGCGUAUUACUCCAUCAUGAGAAUGUGUUGCACACAAAAUCGUGCAUUUGCAGUAACGCUUGCCCGACAUCAAAAUAUUACUUGGGCGUUUAAGAACAUUUCGCCAUAUCAGACACAAUAUCCUGCGGCGGUUGACGAGUUGUUCAAAUUGAUGCAAAUAAUCUCCCAGAGACAUCCUGAUGCGAGCGAGGCUGAAGCUGAAGAGGUCGGAGCGUUUAGGAAGAACGCGAUACUGUUGUACUUAAAUAAUCUCGACGUCCGCUCGUCCUAUGGGACGCUAAUUUCCGCGCUACGAAUUCUCAUCGAAACGGUGGAAGAUCGCGUCUACUUUGUGUUGCAUAACGGUCUAAUUGUUCUACUAGAAGCGAUCAACAUGAUUCAUACUAUGCACCAUGAGGCAACUGCGUGUCACGUAACGGGCGAAUUGGUCGACUUACUUUCCCUCCUCUCAGAAAUUUUGAGAACCUUCCGCCCCAAAGAAUUCGCCCACGGGAUGUCGCAACAAGGCACAAGUGCCAGCGGGGACGUGCCGAUACAACGGUUCAUCUCUGCGUGUAAAGAGUGGCCAGAAGUGUUGAGGAAGUUGGCCACUUUGCUGAAUACGUACAAUUGUGCGGAUCUAAGAAACUCGGCGACUGAUGCACUGACUGAAUUUUUAUACACAAUGCCGAUGGACACGCUCCGCACUCUGGUUCCGCUCAUGGUCCAUUGGCACACUGCCUGCCAGGAUGCACAAACGUCUGGAAUGGGACCCACGUUAGGACCGUACUUUCCGAAAAGGUCGUCUUCACACGGGGGAGGAGGACCCUUGAAGCACACCGUUCGCCCACCGCGACCCAUGUUGCAAAUGGCGUUUCCACAUUUGGGCCAAGAGACUGCCAAAGGUCUCGACGAAGAGUAUGACCGGCAGCUGCAAGAGUUUUAUGGUCAGUACCAUUUCUACGUGGAUCUCAUGUGUCGCGUCGCCUUCAUGAAGGACGCCGUCAACCAAGAGUUGAUCACGCUGUCCGCCAUGCUCGGCUAUGAGGCAGCCCCCCUCCACUUCAUCCACUUCCCCAAGUUAUGGCUCGAAGUUUAUAAUACGCCGAGCAUCGACCGGAAAUACAUCACUAUGCUAGUCAACACGACCUAUUUCACGGAUUAUGUGGAGUACGUCAUCCUCGAGGAAAGAACUUGUCUGACGAAUAUCGUUAUUUUUAACUUUCUAGCGACAUACUUUCCAAAGAUAUUCGACAAGAUCGCCACCACGGACCAAAUCUGCAAACAACUCGUCUCGAUAAAGCUUGAUUUGCAGAAUUUGGUUACCAAAAAGAUAAUGGACGUAGAAACGCUCGCCAUGGGGAUACUGGGUGACCUGAAAGUGAUCUCUCUAUUUUACCUGCCCACCAUAAAUAGAAAGGGAUCGACACCAACCCCGCUUCCCGCCCCAGCGCCGACGAUCCCGUCGCUCCUCUCGGCUCUACGGCAGCUAAACUCGUACCUCGAAUCGCUACUCGUUACCACAUUAAGCUCAACUAUUUCAGUGGGGACGAGUCGAGGAGAAGCUGCGAGCGAGGCAUCACCGAGUGGAGGCGAAACUCCCGCCAAGAAGAGAAAACUAUCCCCCACGACCACGACUGAAAACCAGGAUAAUAUUAACAUAACGCUAAGCGACCCGCAGCCGGGAACUUCGGCGUCAUCAUUGUCGUCCUCAUCUGACCGUACCGUUCCUUCCGGCUCGACCUGCUCGGGAUGUUCCAGUUCGACUUCUUCAACCUCCUCGUCAUCCACGUCGACCAAUUCAUUCCUCCUUUUCAGCAAGGAAGUCGCGACACAGAAACGUUUCAUAACUCGAGAUCUGAUAAACCUCCUCCUCGGUACGAUUGACACCCUGGUGCGGGGGAUUUCGCCGCCGAGUGGAAUUCCUGACGAGGAAGAGGACAACGAUGAAGACGACGACGGAAUGGACACACGAGGCCCACCCGACGACAAGAAGAAGCCGAAUGACGAUAAAAAAGAAGAAGAACAAGGAGAAACUAAACCAGAGACUGAAGAGAUUCAAAAUAAGAACUGAUAAGCAAAGAAUUAGAGGGUGCCGUGUUAUUUAAUUACGUAUUAAUUAAUAAUAAUCACAAUAUACAUGUUUAGUCAUUCAAUAGCUCAUCUAAAUAUUUACACGCGUAUUUCGUAAUAAGUUCGAAUUUGUAGUAGUUAAGGGGAGGGGAGAUUAAUUAAUUAUUAUUUAAAAUUAUUACCACAGGUAUAAAUACACACACAAGUACAUGAAUUAUACUUAUUAUUAUAAAUGAUGAGCCAUUCUCGAGCAAUGUUUUAUAUGAAUUGGUAGUAAAAAUAGAAGGACGUCGAAUCCAGUAUUAUUGCCAAA